GCGCCGCCCCUGCGCCGCCCGGUGCCACCGAGCCGGCCCCCGCCCGUCCCGCGGCCGCGGUGGGAGCAACCGCAGCAACAGGUGGGGCCGGUGCUUCGCCCGCUGCCGGCGCGGGGGCCGCGGCCGAGCCGCCGAGCACCGCAGCCGCAGCCGCACCGGAGCGGAGCUGCCCCGGCCGAGCCGUAAUGGGAGAGGCUCUGCAGGAGCGCAGAGGAGCCGCCUUGCUGCCCAGGAGCUGCUGCAGCCGCCGGGGAAUCGUCAGCAGCCAUGCCGAGCUGGCCGGGUGCAAGAUGACCCUCACGACUACGCCGGCAGCCAGUGUUGCCCAGGCUUUCUUUUACCUCCUGCUGUGUGUCCCCUGGGGCAGCUCCUGCCCCCCCAGCUGCCAAUGCACAGAGCGGGCAGGGGCGAAGGCCGUCCUCUGCAGCUCCCGGCACUUGGAGGAGAUCCCCAAGGACAUCCCCAAAGACGCAGUGUUCCUCAAGCUGGACGCCAACAGCAUCACCAGGAUCCCCAGCAAUGCCUUCAGGCACCUCUCCCACCUGGAGGAACUCGAUCUCUCCAGGAAUGCCAUUGAGAAGAUUGACAGGGCAGCUUUCAAAGGGGUGGCUGCCGGGCUGCGUACCCUCGACCUCUCCAGCAACCGCAUCCGCAGCAUCCCCAAGGAGGCCUUGCUGGCGCUCAAUGCCAAGCUCCGGCUGGCCAACAACCCCUGGCACUGCGAGUGUGCCUUGCAGGAGGUGCUGUGGGAAGCACGGCUGGACCCCGACUCUGUCCAGGACAUCACCUGCCACACGGCCCCACGAGAGGAAUAUGUGGGGAAGCCGCUGCUCCAGGUCCUGGAUGCCGGUGUCAACUUCUGCAGCGUGCGCCAGAGGACCACGGAUGUGGCCAUGUUCAUCACCAUGUUUGGCUGGUUCGCCAUGGUCAUCGUCUAUGUGAUCUGCUAUGUCCGGCACAACCAAGAGGACACCUGCAAGCACGUGGAUUACCUGAAGUCAUUGCCAAGUACCCAGGGCCAUGCUGAGACCACCAGCACUGCCCUGUAGCGCAGGAUUGGGGCAUCCCGUUCCCAGCUUCUUUGCAGAGAGCCAGUGGCAACUUAGUGGUCUUCAAAGCUUCCCGAUGGGAUUUUGCAGUGCUUGCUCCAGUCCUGCAAAUGAGCGCCACUGACUUCGUCCCUCCCAGUGAUGCUGGACUGAGCGUGAGCAAAUGACAUGGGGGAGGGAUGUUGGGGACACCCCAUGCAGCCCUGUCUAUGGAGCUCAGGUUCCUGGAGAAGAACCUCCUAUACACAGACCCCUUCUCCCCUGCCAGGGCUGGGCUCACAGGGAAAGCAGCCCCAGCCACAUGCUUGCAAUCCAUGUGGUUUGGAGAGAACAAGACCCUGAGGGAGACAGAUGAAGGUAGGGGCUCUUGUGGACCUCCAGGAGGUCCCUGGAGCCUGGGAUGCAGGGUGUCAGCGGGGUCACCCCAUCCUGGCUCCAGUGAGAGACCAGCCUUGCAUAGAGCAUGACAUCAGGCCCAGCCACCACACAGCAUCUCAGCAGCCUCUGCCUGCCAGCAGCAAUGCGGAGGUGGUCUCCCAAGCCUUCGAUUUCUCAAUAAAGCCCUACAUGCAGGAAAAGCCCUCGGGGUUUGCACUGCACUGGGAGCUGGGCAUCCGGGAAGGGCAGUGGUGCUCGAGGUGUUUGCACUUGUCCUAAUUCAAUCUGUCCCAAAGCAGGCCAGCCUAAAUUCAAUGUACCAGUGUGACUGCCAUUAGGUUACAUCCUCUCCACCCUCACCCCAGUCUGCUUUAAGCAGGGGCCAGCUGGGCAUAUUCUGCCUCUAUAUCUCGCCUGGUGCAUCUUGCCUUAUUGUACCCUUGCUCAGGGCUGCGUCAGAGACACUGCUCAUGGCUCAGCACAGCGGAAGCAGAUUAAGUUCUACCUUGUUUUACAAGCAAGAAAUAGACCUUCCCAGCAGAGCCAGCUGCAGGGUCUGCCUGGCUCUCCCAAGCUUGGACCCCAGGGUGGCUCAGGCCAUCACCUACCCAGCCCUUUCUUGGGAGGCUGUCACCUUCUUCCAGCAGGAAACGCAGGGAAGUCUGAGCAACGCUCUGAGCCAGUCGGGAAAGGCAGAGGGUCUGAGGGGGAGAAGCAGAGGGGCACCCUCACCCCAGCACUACCGUGCUCAGGACCACCUCAUCUUCAUGGGCCACCAUGGACAUGGCUCCGUCUCACUCAGGGGUGGCUCUGCAGAGCAGCUCGGAUACCUGCAGCUUGCCUGUGGGAUGAAGGCUGGGUGCACAGAAUUUAUUAGAGCUCUGGUUAAGCAAAAGAGUCCCCCAGAAAAGUUGAUAAAACUAAAAGAGGCCACAGUUUCACCUGGAGCAGUUUUGGGACUUUCCCAUGUCCAUGGUAGCUGGGUUGGUCCCAGUGCACAGCAGGUUUGCUCGGGAGUCACUAACCUCAUACAAAAGGGUGCAAUGUCAAACCAGUCGGGUCCUCAGCAGCACCACAGCCCCAGGCGCUGGGCAGCCAGAGCCAAGCCCAAAGCCAACAUUUUCCCCCCAUUUCUCACACGCCGUUUCCUCCCCCCCUGCCAUACACCCACCCUGGCAGCACAAGUGUCUGCUCAACGCUCAGCACACAAGUGGGCAGCACAGCAUUCUGCUCAGUCUCUUCCCUGUGAGCUCUGGCCACAGCCAACAGCACUUGGGUCCCUUCUGGCUGGAGUGUGCCAAGCGCUGGGUCCCAUUGAGCCCCAGGAAGCGCCUGGGCACCAGGCACCCUGGGUAGGAUGUAGGUCUGGAGCAUGGCAGGAAAGCUUGUCCAGGAGAAACAGCAUCGAAGCAGGGUCACAGCCACCUUGCCAGCCCUGGACAAGGCUGCAAGGAGCCUGGAGCUCCCAUCCUCCUCCUUCCCAUCCUGUGGGGCGCACAACCAGCCAGCCACAGGGCUGAUCCCGCACCGUUCCCGGGCUCUGUGGUCCAUCUUCACCUUGAUGCACAGCUUGCCCUGAUCCUGGCAAUGAGCUGAGCAUGUCUCAGCCACCUCAGGUGGUUUUCAGCUUGAGCACCUUGGAAAGUGGCUCCUUGGCACUGGUGUAGAGGAGGUAGGAGCCCUCAGUGGUGUGAAAUGCCUCCCAGUCUCUACAGCCGACAGUGGGGAGGUGGUGAGCCGCUACGAAGCCUUCAUAGCCUUGCCACCUGCACAGGGAGGGCAGUUAGCUCUUGGGGCACAAGCUGGGCGCCUGAAAGGGGGCAGGAAAGCUAAGCCAUGGGACUGGCAUCUCCCACCUCCCCGCUGUGGCUCAGGGUGGGAUGUCCUUCACUGGGGCUUCUCAUUCCUGCCUAUAAACCUGCCCAGAAACAGGGAGCAGUCCUAUCUGUCCACCCUGGGCAGAUGCACCACCACCUGCAGAGGUUGCCCUGUGCUGGGCUCUCGGCAGAACUGUUCCUACUGGGAACAACCACCCAACCACCCAGCCCUGCCCUCCUCCUGCAGCAGUACCUGUAUAUAAUACUGUUAACAGAGAAGGUGAAGCCAUCAAAGGAGUUUGCUACCACCAGAAACGAGUCAUCUCCCACCGAGAAGAACUCCCAGUCCAGGGCACUGGGAAUGAAGCAAGCAGAGGGGCAGGUGAGGUGGCCCCUCCAUGGCCAGCUGUGGAAGGGGCUGCGUGUCACGGGGCUGAGCCCACCCCACCCCAACCUUUGCCACUCUGGUGAUACACAGAAAACUCUGCUCUUCCCAGACUGUUCCCGAACGGAAAUCCACUCUUGUUCCCAAACUCAGGGCCCUCUCAGCUCCCACUGGGGUUUGGUGCCAAGGACCUGUCACCCAUUGCCCUCCCCACCAGUCUCAGUCCCUGGCAACAUCCAAGCCUGCACAAACCCUGCAGGAGACCUCCAGGUUGCUCAGGGGAAGGAUGUGACUGAGGAGCACCCUGGCUCUUUGCACAGGUACCUGUAGGUGAGGAGGUCCUGGAAUUUGACAAACAUCUGGGCAGUGACAUUCAGCUCAUAGAUGGAGGAGUUGAUGGCGUAGAAGUUAGAGGGUGCUGGCAUCCCGCUGUCAUAGCUGUGGCUGUUUGCAACAGCCAAGAAGACUCUGUCCCCGAUAUGAAAGACCUCCCAGUCAGCAGCACCAAAAGUCUGGGGAAGGAAGACACACAAGAAGCUGGACAUGGACAAGCUUUUGAAAGCCAAGGAUGCUGCAAGGUGUGGGGGGACCUGCUGGAGGAAGUUACCCACUCCUAAAACCCUCCAAGGAAACAAAAUAAACCUCGUUCUUUCAAUGCAUAUGGGAGAAUCAGUAGGAAAGUAUCACUGCCUUUCCAGAGGUCUGAAGAGCAUCUGUCUCUGUAAUUAUUCCCUGGCUUGUCCAAACACAAAGGGGGGCUGAGGACUAGUGUUUGAUCAGGGGCCAAGCCUUACCAGGAUAGACUGGAAGAGCUGGAAAGAGCCACUGAGCCAGAUGUAGAUGUGCGAGUAGAUCUUAGUGGAUGUACCAUUGAAUGUGUUAGCCACAGCCAGGAAGGAAUACGGCCCGAUGGUGAAAAAUUCCCAGUCAUAGGCUCCAGAGGUAGGGAUGGUCUGGUUGGUUUCAAACAACCCUGUCCUGGGGUUCCACCUGUAUAUCACGCUGUCUAUGUUGUGGUUAUUCCCUGGGGGAGACAGACAGAUAGAUGUGCAACAUGAGGGAAAGGAUAUGUGGUUUGCAUAAGAAAAAAGACCCAGAAAUAGGUUCAGCUACAGAAAUAUUUGCCAGCAGGUUGCAAGGCUGUUUGCUAGUGAUUGAUUGUUCCCCAAGAAGUAGCUGAAGAGACUCUAGAGCCUCCAUCCCUACCUAGAGCUUCCAUCCCUGCUCUCUCCCCACAUAAGCAGCACACCAGAGCACUGUGCCAGCAUCCUGGCCAAGCUCUGCUGGCUGUCCCAUGUGUAGCAGGGCCGGCCCCAGUUGAGUUCUUAAAGUUACCAAAAUCAUGGGCUGCCAUCACCCUUCACACACGAGCUCGCACAUGUGGGACGGGGUCACAGCUGGAAUGGUACCGCACUGAUGUUUCUUCAGCACUCCUUUGCUAAGGCCCCACGCUCAGCUCCUGAGCACUGCAGACGGCCAAGGACUUCCACGUGCUGAUCCCUGCUCAUGGCUCAAACUCCAGGAAGAGAGAGGGGUUGCCACAGUCUGCAACUUACCCCACUGAGCACUCGGGCUGAGCCCACAAGACUAAAGCCUGUACUCCAUGCAGCUCCUGGGCUCUGUUCAAGGAUCUUGACCUUGUGUCUGUGCUGGACCCAGCUGGCUUUAAAACUGAAAACCGUUCUGCACCUUCAGCCUUGCACGACCCUUCCAGCUAGAGACAUUAUUCUAAUAAAGAGCUGGCUUCACUGGGACAGGACGGGAGCACCGCCAGCACCCUUCCAGCCCCCGCUCACUCAGCACUGCUGUACCCUGUUAAUGGGUUUAUGGGCAACCCUCAUUGCAACAGAAGAUAUUUUGGCAAGAAAGGCUGCAGGAAGAACGGGGUGCAUGGGAAACAGCCACAUGGAUAAGUGGCAGCUCCUCAGGGACUGACUCUCCACUGGGUCAAGCCCCAGUUUGGCUUGACCAUGAUGGUCUUAACCACUACAUGAUGUGUACGGCUACCAAAGGGACCUUUCUGCUGCCAUUGCCACAGAAGUAAGUCAUGGAAUAAUAGAAUCACAGAAUGUUUUGGGUUGGAAGGGACCUUAAAGCUCAUCCAGUUCCAACCCCCUGCCAUGGGCAGGCACACCUUCCACUAGAUCAGGCUGCUCAGAGCCCUGUUCAAAGUGGGGAAAUGCAGAACUUGGUCUAAUUUAGAUCCUGUACUGGUUAUAAUCAUGUCAGUUUCUGCUUUUAAUGCUAUGUUUACCUGUUACACAUUUCUUCCAUAAAGGACUAUGAUGUA
Strigops habroptila (Kakapo) is the source of this 5919-nucleotide messenger RNA. It is a transcript of the gene LRRC3, whose product is annotated as leucine rich repeat containing 3. The record is from RefSeq and is a predicted model, not a curated record. The transcript is spliced from 2 exons. NCBI's taxonomy places the organism in Eukaryota, Metazoa, Chordata, Aves, Psittaciformes, Psittacidae. Gene Ontology annotation, molecular function: protein binding. The coding region runs from base 186 to 1049 and encodes 287 amino acids. Gene Ontology annotation, cellular component: plasma membrane.